Hippopotamus amphibius kiboko is the source of this 976-nucleotide messenger RNA. Its product is annotated as ras-related protein Rab-9A-like. Gene Ontology annotation, cellular component: phagocytic vesicle; lysosome; late endosome. NCBI's taxonomy places the organism in Eukaryota, Metazoa, Chordata, Mammalia, Artiodactyla, Hippopotamidae. The record is from RefSeq and is a predicted model, not a curated record. Gene Ontology annotation, biological process: retrograde transport, endosome to Golgi; Rab protein signal transduction. The transcript has a single exon. The coding region runs from base 113 to 718 and encodes 201 amino acids. Gene Ontology annotation, molecular function: GTPase activity; GTP binding.
AACCGCUUUCCCUGUUGUCCGUGUCCGAGUGAAUCUUCCCAACAGCCCUAGAGAUAAUGAUGUUUGAACUGAACAAUUAAGGGUUCUGAAAUCAGAGGUCUUGAGAUUAAUAAUGGCAGGAAAAUCAUCGCUUUUUAAAGUAAUUCUCCUUGGAGAUGGUGGAGUUGGGAAGAGUUCUCUAAUGAACAGAUAUGUGACUAAUGAGUUCGAUACCCAGCUCUUCCAUACAAUAGGUGUGGAAUUUUUAAAUAAAGAUUUGGAGGUGGAUGGACAUUUUGUUACCAUGCAGAUUUGGGACACUGCCGGUCAAGAGCGAUUCAGAAGCCUGAGGACGCCAUUUUACAGAGGUUCUGACUUUUGCCUGCUUACUUUUAGCUUCGAUGAUUCUCAAAGCUUCCAGAACUUGAGUAACUGGAAGAAAGAAUUCAUAUAUUAUGCAGAUGUGAAAGAACCUGAAAGCUUUCCUUUUGUGAUUUUGGGUAACAAGGUCGACAUCAGCGAGCGGCAGGUGUCUGUAGAAGAAGCUCAAGCCUGGUGCAGGGACAACGGUGACUAUCCUUACUCUGAAACAAGUGCGAAAGAUGCCACGAAUAUUGCAGCAGCCUUUGAGGAAGCAGUUCGAAGAGUGCUUGCUACUGAGGAUAGGUCAGAUCACUUGAUUCAGACAGACACGGUCAGUCUGCACCGAAAGCCCAAGCCCAGCUCAUCUUGCUGUUGAGUUUAGAGAGGUUGCGUAUGCGAUCUAACCAGCUCACACACAUGCACAGAUAAGCACAGGGUGGAGACGAGAAUUAGCGUUUGCAGCAAUGGAUCAUGUACUCAUAAAAUUAAACUAACCGUAUUGCUGCCUUGUUAGUGGGUGGGAGAAGGGACACAUCCACUCACAGGAGAAUCUGUUUACUCAGUAAUGGCACCUUACAUUUAUAAAUUGUAACGGUUGUCUAAUAAUGUUUAAUUUAAAUAUGUAUGUUACAGA